This is a messenger RNA of Patiria miniata (bat star), 1002 nucleotides long. Its product is annotated as transmembrane emp24 domain-containing protein 7-like. The record is from RefSeq and is a predicted model, not a curated record. Gene Ontology annotation, biological process: intracellular protein transport; endoplasmic reticulum to Golgi vesicle-mediated transport; Golgi organization. The transcript is spliced from 3 exons. Bases 158 to 787 code for a protein of 209 amino acids. Gene Ontology annotation, cellular component: endoplasmic reticulum; endoplasmic reticulum-Golgi intermediate compartment; Golgi apparatus. Lineage: Eukaryota; Metazoa; Echinodermata; Asteroidea; Valvatida; Asterinidae.
GUACGCACUGUAUGCCACGUUGUCUUAGUGCCCAACAGUAAAAAACGAGUGCUGGACCCACAUUUUCUUCAAUAAAUUGAUGUACAUAUCAUCAGGGUAACUGGAAGUGGUAGCAGAGGAGGUUUGUAUAAUUGUUGGAGUUUCAGGAAAUCUAAGCAUGGGUACUUGGUGGCUGUGUCUCGUCAUUUUGGUGGCUUUUGCUGCCGUGUUAGAUGCCACGGAAUUGACGUUUGAACUACCGGACAACGCUCAACAGUGUUUCUACGAGGAGGUCGAGAAAGGACAGAAAUGCACUCUGGAAUUCCAGGUUGUUACUGGCGGCAAAUAUGAUGUAGAUGUCACCCUUUCAGACGCCGACGAUAAAAACGUCCUGUACAAAGAGAGGAGAAAACAGUACGACACCUUCACCUUCACGCCCAAGGAGAAGCAGGUCUACAAAUUCUGCUUCAGCAACGAAUUCUCCACGUUUGCCCACAAAGUUGUCUACUUCGACUUCAUGGUUGGAGACGAAGACUUGUUGAGGGGAGUUGGGGCUCACGCUACGGCACUUACACAGCUGGAGACCACCUGCGUAUCAAUCCACGAGAACAUAAAGGAGGUCAUUGACUACCAGACACACCACCGGUUACGAGAAUUCACAGGGAGGGUCAGAGCAGAACACCUAAGCCAACGAGUUCAGUGGUGGUCUGCGGGUGUAUUUAUUGUCAUACUCAUCGUCGGCAUCGGACAGGUCAUUGUCCUCAGAAGUUUCUUUACGGAGAAGCGGCCGACGACAGGAAAAAUAUGAAUCGGUUUUGUUAUUUUUUUAUUUGUAAUGAGUGAUGUUCAUAAAUACCUAGGAUGGUUGAGUUGCGAUUCUGAUUGGUUGAAAAGCUGGUCAUGUGACCACGGUGACUUGGGUGGUAAGGGUAAAAGGAUUACGCAAGCGGCGGCAAGCUUUGAAACAUUCCAAGGGUGGCAUGGAGGGUACGGACUUGCCAAUCAGAUGGCAGAAAAUUACAA